Molecule: messenger RNA, 3366 nt
Organism: Cryptotermes secundus
Lineage: Eukaryota; Metazoa; Arthropoda; Insecta; Blattodea; Kalotermitidae
Product: src kinase-associated phosphoprotein 2
Exons: 4
Coding region: 84-1556 (490 amino acids)
Cellular component (GO): plasma membrane; cytoplasm
Source: RefSeq, a predicted model, not a curated record
UGGAUGUCAAGUAUGGCCUCGGUAAAGGAGCGAGUUGUAGACUGCGGAACUUCAUAAUGCGUUAAGGAUUAGCAGGAAUAAAUAUGGCUUCAACUUCUGGUGCAUUAAAAGAAUUAUUACUUGAUAUGGGACGGUUUCUUGCAGAAACCCUAGUCGACGAGUCUCUGUCGUCCAAAGCAGAAAUGCAGAGGGCUGGGUUGCUGCAGCGCUUGGAGCCCCACAUUCGGCUGUCCGGCGCUGACGUCACCGUCUCUCCAAACACUCCACCACCUUACCUCGACAUGAAUGGACCCAAAGGUGCUCGUGAAGAGUAUGUAGAUGCCGAAGUGAAUACUAAUAAAGUGGAGGAAGAAUAUGAAGAAUUUCCAGAACUGGGACCACCACAAAUUCCCAUAAGAAUUCCAAUUGACAGCCAAUCAUCUUCUACUUCAUGUUCAGGCCAUUCUGAGGACUAUGUCAACUUAUCACUUCCAUAUAGUGAACUCCAGACAAUGUCUAAUAAGUGUGGACCACUGUGGCGCAAAGAAAAGUUUAUCUUCUUAGAUCAGUGGCGACGGUGUUGGGCAGGAAUCUAUGGCCACGUUGUGCUCAUAUACAACUCUGAACGUGAUGUUAAACCAAGCAGUUCUUUUGACAUACGGGGGUUUGAAGCCCGUCCUCUAACUGCCAACAGUCAAAAGGACCCUAAAAGGAAAGAUUCAGCAUUUGAGAUUAUAUGUCCAGGGAAGAAAACUUAUCAGUUUAUUGCACGAACUGCCAAAGAUAUGUGUCAAUGGGUAGCUGCCAUUGGUCUAGCAAGCAGCCAGCCAACUCCUACAGUACCAGUUCGUGUGCCUGACAAAGCUAUAGUUGGUAGACGGCAGUUGCCUUCGCUUCCAGACUCUGAUAGUGAAACAUAUGAUGAUGUUGGCUCAACAAUAAAGUCUGAUGAUGGGCAACAGAAUUAUGAACCUCUUCAAUCUGACGAUGAAAUUUAUCACGAUAUUUCAGAUGUAUACCAAAGAGGAUUAAAAACUGAACCAUCAUCUGAGUCUGAAGUGAAACAAAUAGAAGAGGAGCCACCAGUGCCACCUAGACGAACAGUCCCUCCUGUUCCUCAAGAGGAUCCAUUAGACCAAGAAGUAAUGUAUGAUGACGUUGGUGUUGUCAGUUCUGAUAGCACAUACUAUAAUAUGGUUGGUGAUGGUGCAGAACAGUUGCAAUUGGAAGAGCCUGAAAAGUCCAAGGCAAUAAACAAAGUAGGUGAAGAAGAUGAGGAAGAUGGUGAAGAUAUUUAUGAUGAUAUUGGUGUUACUGAACAAGCCCCUGAAGCAAUAAAAUUGUCAGCCUUUCGUUGGGAAGGUUCUGGAGGCAGUGGAGGUCGUAUCCAACAUAUUAUCAAGAAAAUGGAAGCAUCACUUGGCAAUGGAAACAAAUCUACUGUUGCAAACCAUCUAAAAUCUACACCCAUAAAAAAUACAGAUUCUGAAGAAUUGUAUGAGCCAAUUGAGACUGGUGCAGUGGAAAUACCUCAUACACAGCCUGAACUACUGACAUACUCCAGUACUGUUCGAUAGUGCAUGACUGUGAGUGUUUUUUUAUUAUAGAUCUCAUCCUGUGAGUUCCAUUGACAAUUGUGCAACAGGGUUAUAAGUUCCUAUACCUGCCUGCCAGUGAAGUUUAUUAGUUUUAAAUUUAAACUACUGGUGCAUGCUGAUGGAUAGAAGGUAACCUGCUCAUGAAAGACAUAAAUUUAAUUUCAGCAGCUAUCUUUCAAGAAUUCUUAUAGUUCUCAGAUUUACUAUAUACAAGAUUUUUCAAAACAGAUGUUCCAGUUUUAGUUGUAUUUAUUCAAUAUAACAGGCAAAAAAUAUCAAUGUGGUGGCCCCCCACUCUGUACAAAAACCUUAAAAUCGUGUAGGAAUUGAGAUUCUCGCAGAGGCGGCGAAGAAGAUUUCUGUCUUCUGGGAUAUGACGCUGUGUAUUCUGUUGAAAGUCCGCCGAUGUUUCAGAGGAACAUGUUGUCACCAUCUUCAGGGUUGAAGUGUAAGUCAAACAAGAAACCAGCAGGAAACAAACAGAGCCUCUUUCUUGGUUUACUUUUCAGCCAUGGAAAUGGAGGUAACAUGUUCCUCUGAAACAGCAGCUGACUUACAAUGGAUUACAUGACAUUAUGUUCCAGAAGAUACUACUUGUGUAUUUAAAAAUACAUCUCUAAUUUUUUUCUGUGUUCAUAUUCCAUAUAAGAUUCUAGAAAUAGUUUAACAUGUGUGCCAUUCCACUACCUUCAGUUUAAUAAAUCACCAUAUGCUGGCUUUGCAUAACACUGAUAUGUGUUUUGGUAUUUCUGGGGUUAGUGUAAGCAUGUGAAAGAGAGAAAAAGAGGAUCCACAUGCACAUGCUCACACACAUGUAUACGUAUAUGAAAAAAAUUAAUGGAAACCAAAUAUAUUCCCUAAAACACAGAAAUAUUGCAAAUCUAUGUGCUUUGACUAUGAUGAUAUUAAAUGGAAAUAGAUUCUUUACAGUUUUCUCUCCUUAUUUCUGAGAAAGAAGUGUUGAGUCAUUUGUCUCUCAGUGUUUGAGAAAUGUUUAAAUUAGUAAAUAUUGAGAAUUUGUUGGUUUUACCACUCUUCACACUAUGUGAAAUUAUCAAACUCUCCUUUUAUGAGUGUUGAUUUCCGUACAUUAUGGAGUGUCAGACUAAGCCUCAAAGAUGAUGGAAGAACUUAAGGCAACAUAAUAUAAUAAUAAUAAGAAAGAAGCAAUCAAUGGAUAACUUUGUGGUCUGAUACAUGAAGAACAUAUAAAACAUGGUUUCAACAAAUUUUAUCAAGAUUUUUGUGCUCCUUAUAUUCAUAGUUCUGUUUCAUUUUCACAGUGCUCUCAAUUAGAAGAUUUCCUUUUGGCUUUCAUUCACGUGUACUGUGCCAGUAUUAAGUUGGAAAUAGAUUCAACAGACCUAUAUAAGACCUUUUACAGAAAUUACGCCAUGUGGCGCGUAUGCCUAGAUACGUGUAUUUUGAUAAUUCCUAUAAACACAUGUUUAUAUAAUUACAAUAAAAUUAAAAUCUCAAGUUUUGUAUAUUGUGUCAUAAGUUUUUUAAUAUUUCAUAUUUAAUGAAAACUUGAAAAUGUCUGUGUUCUAAGAUAUUGUACCUGCUUAUUCAGGAGGAAGAAUAAUAAGUUUUAAGUUGUAUAUUUUUGGUCAAAUUAAAUAGCAUCUGCUAUAUACAAAUAAGAAAGUAUGUUAAUGAAUUAAUUUGCUGGGAAAAACAUUUUCUGAAUAACAAAACUAAGUGACUCUAAGCAUUAAAUGGUGUGUGUCCAAGUCUGCUAAAAAUUAUUUUUUUAAUAAGAAUAAUGGAAUAAAAUGCCAAUAUAGGG